AAUAUUAGGGCUGGAAAACCUUUCAUAGUUUUACUAACAUAAAAAAACCUGCUGUUUUGCUGAGCCUGAGUCUUUAUAUGUUACAUCCAUGGUUGUUAUUAACCUUUACAUUUGUGGUUUAUUUUUUAUUUUUUAUUUCAGACGCUAGUCUUCUUACCAUGGGGGAUUGGAACUUAUUGGGUGGCGUUCUAGAGGAAGUUCACUCUCACUCAACCAUAGUGGGGAAAAUCUGGCUGACCAUCCUCUUCAUUUUCCGAAUGCUGGUACUUGGUGUGGCUGCUGAAGAUGUCUGGGAUGAUGAACAGUCAGCAUUUGCCUGCAACACCCAGCAGCCAGGUUGCAAUAAUAUCUGUUAUGAUGAUGCUUUCCCUAUCUCUUUGAUCAGGUUCUGGGUCUUACAGAUCAUCUUCGUGUCUUCUCCCUCUCUGGUGUAUAUGGGCCAUGCCCUUUAUAGACUCAGGGCCUUUGAAAAGGAGAGGCAGAGGAAAAAGUCACACCUUAGAGCCCACAUGGAGAAUCCGGGGCUUGAAUUGGAGGAGCAACAAAGGAUAGAUAGACAACUGAGGAGGUUAGAAGAACAGAGGAGGAUCCAUAAAGUCCCUCUGAAAGGCUGUCUGCUGCGUACUUAUGUCUUACACAUCUUGAUAAGAUCUGUGCUGGAAGUAGGGUUUAUGAUAGGCCAGUAUGUUCUCUAUGGGUUUCACAUGCACUCCCUCUACAAAUGCACUCAACCUCCAUGCCCCAAUGCAGUGGAUUGCUUUGUAUCCAGGCCCACAGAGAAGACCAUUUUCAUGCUCUUUAUGCACAGCAUUGCAGCCAUCUCUUUGUUCCUUAAUGUACUAGAAAUAUUCCAUCUUGGGAUCAGGAAAAUCAUGAGGGCACUUCAUGACAAGUCAGGCAAUGAGGGCGUUGAGGAUGAAAGGGGCCCUCCAUUUCAUUUGAAAAAAUAUUCAGUGCCCCAGCAGUGUAUGAUUUGCUCCCCCUUGUCUGAAAGAAUCUCUGUACUCCAAGACAAUAAUCAGCGACAAGUCACCCAGGUGACUGUGCCGAAGUCUAAAACCUUGUGGCAAAUCCCACAGGCCAGGCAACUUGAGGUAGACACGUGGGGUGGUAAAAAUGACUGGGCUGAGAAGGAUCAGCACAGCGGACAGCUCCACGUCCACAGCCCGUGUCCCUGGGAUGACUGCGUUAGAAUUCAGCACCCGGGACAGCAACCAGAUCAUUCCUCCUUUGGCGCACAGAAUGCAAGGUCCCAGUCCUGGCUAGGUAUGCCGACGGCUCCAAGGCACUGUCCAUCCUAUGCAAUAGGAAACCGGGGGCAGUCCCAGGACUCGCAGCCCUCAGGGGAGCCUCUCACAGAUUUGCACAGUCACUUCAGAGACAGCAAUGGCAGCCUGAGAGAGAGUGGGGUCUGGACAGACAGACCUCGCUCGGGCAGUCGAAAGGCCAGCUUUCUGUCCAGAUUGCUGUCUGAAAAAGGAGAGCCUCACAGUGACUCAGGAAGUUCCAGUACUCGGCAUAGCUCUUGCUUAGACUCUCCAUACCAGGAAAACAGCCCCUCGCUUCUGCCUUCAGCCACUGGGCACAGAACCUCAAUGAACAUGCUUCUAGAACUUUCAUCUGUUAUGAAAAAAUAAUGCAUGCCUCGGGCCAGAAAACAGGACCUUGAAGCAACUGGCGCCUGCAGCAGAAAAGUUGUACCUGGUCAGCUUACCCCGAGGGAAGAACUCCAGGAACCGUCCCCUCCAUAGAAACACACACCCAGCGAUGGGUGUGUGCAGGGUGCUCCCAGCUGGGCUCACCCCACACAAGAGGCCCCUCCCUGGUGGGGCUGGGGCCAGCCCCGCACAGCCCUGGUUGGCCUCACUGUCUCACUGUCUGCGGCAGGUUCUGUGCGCAGGCAGGGAUCAGGCAGGGAGGAAGUGGGCACCAUCGGAAGAGUCUAGGAGUAAGAGCUGCUGUCAUCCUGAGGGGAGAAGGAUUGGGAUGCAGCUACCUGUUUCCUACCCAGCAGCCCAAGGGGACAUGUUGCUGAGAGGCCACUGGAGCUCUGCUGCGGUGGCAGCAGCAACAGUUUGGACACUUGAGCACAGGUCCAGAGCAGGCCAGGAACGUCCUGUCUGUGAAGGAGACGUUGAAGAGAAACUUUUAUUUUUUUCCCUUUCAUUAGUUCAUCUCUUAGGGAUGAACCAGAUGGAUUUUUGUCCAUAAAGGUCAUGACAUAAGAUACUGAUUAGCCCUAGCCUGUGUGGCUCCGUUGGUUGGGUGUCAUCCUGCAAA
Molecule: messenger RNA, 2280 nt
Organism: Phyllostomus discolor (pale spear-nosed bat)
Lineage: Eukaryota; Metazoa; Chordata; Mammalia; Chiroptera; Phyllostomidae
Gene: GJA10
Product: gap junction protein alpha 10
Exons: 2
Coding region: 78-1637 (519 amino acids)
Biological process (GO): cell communication
Cellular component (GO): connexin complex
Source: RefSeq, a predicted model, not a curated record